Molecule: messenger RNA, 1241 nt
Organism: Lipotes vexillifer (Yangtze River dolphin)
Lineage: Eukaryota; Metazoa; Chordata; Mammalia; Artiodactyla; Lipotidae
Gene: FMOD
Product: fibromodulin
Exons: 2
Coding region: 6-1136 (376 amino acids)
Molecular function (GO): protein binding
Source: RefSeq, a predicted model, not a curated record
ACAACAUGCAGUGGGCUUCCCUCCUGCUGCUGGCAGGGCUCUGCUCCCUUUCCCGGGCCCAAUAUGAGGAAGACUCCCACUGGUGGUUCCACUACCUCCGCAACCAGCAGUCCACCUACUACGAUCCCUAUGACCCUUACCCUUAUGAGCCCUAUGAGCCUUACCCCUACGGGGGAGAGGAAGGUCCAGCCUAUGCCUACGGCUCUCCACCCCCACCAGAGCCCCGCGACUGCCCCCAAGAGUGCGACUGCCCCCCCAACUUCCCCACAGCCAUGUACUGUGACAACCGCAACCUCAAGUACCUACCCUUCGUCCCCUCCCGCAUGAAGUACGUCUACUUCCAGAACAAUCAGAUCUCUUCCAUCCAGGAGGGCGUUUUCGACAACGCCACUGGGCUGCUCUGGAUUGCUCUCCAUGGCAACCAGAUCACCAGUGAUAAGGUGGGCAGGAAGGUCUUCUCCAAGCUGAGGCACCUGGAGAGGCUGUACAUGGACCACAACAACCUGACCCGGAUGCCUGGCCCACUGCCUCGAUCCCUGAGGGAGCUCCAUCUCGAGCACAACCAGAUCUCGAGGGUCCCCAACAAUGCGCUGGAGGGGCUGGAGAACCUCACGGCCUUGUACCUCCAACACAACGAGAUCCAGGAAGUGGGCAGUUCGGUGAGAGGCCUCCGGUCACUGAUCUUGCUGGACCUGAGUUACAACCACCUUCGGAAGGUGCCUGAUGGACUGCCCUCAGCCCUUGAGCAGCUGUACCUAGAGCACAACAAUGUCUACUCGGUCCCCGACAACUACUUCCGGGGGUCACCCAAGCUGCUGUAUGUGCGGCUGUCCCACAACAGUCUCACCAACAAUGGCCUGGCCUCUAACACCUUCAAUUCCAGCAGCCUCCUUGAGCUCGACCUCUCCUACAACCAGCUGCAGAAGAUCCCCCCAGUGAACACCAACCUGGAGAACCUUUACCUCCAAGGCAAUAGGAUCAAUGAGUUCUCCAUCAGCAGCUUCUGCACUGUGGUGGACGUCAUGAAUUUCUCCAAGCUGCAGGUGCUGCGCCUGGACGGGAACGAGAUCAAGCGCAGCGCCAUGCCGCCCGACGCGCCCCUCUGCCUGCGCCUCGCCAGCCUCAUCGAGAUCUGAGAGGCCCACGCACUGGGCGCAGGGCCAGAGCCCCCAUGCCCCUCUGCAUUUGGCUUGAUGGUUUGGUUUGGCUUUUGCUGGAAGGUCUGGGACAGACCAUGUGAC